Messenger RNA from Westerdykella ornata, 1689 nucleotides. Its product is annotated as indoleamine 2,3-dioxygenase family protein. Gene Ontology annotation, molecular function: heme binding; indoleamine 2,3-dioxygenase activity; metal ion binding. The transcript is spliced from 2 exons. Gene Ontology annotation, biological process: 'de novo' NAD+ biosynthetic process from L-tryptophan. The record is from RefSeq and is a predicted model, not a curated record. Bases 1 to 1689 code for a protein of 562 amino acids. Gene Ontology annotation, cellular component: cytoplasm. NCBI's taxonomy places the organism in Eukaryota, Fungi, Ascomycota, Dothideomycetes, Pleosporales, Sporormiaceae.
AUGAUUUCCCAAUUACCCCGCCUUAGCGACUAUGACAUUUCUCCGCACCACGGCUUUCUCCCUGAACAGGUACCUCUGAGCAUCCUCCCGGAUACCUACUACGAGCCCUGGGAGACCAUUGUCCGCAACUUCCAAUCCCUCAUCCUCACCAAGCGCCUCCGCCAGAUUGUCGAUGCCCUCCCGACCCUGUCAACAGACCUUCUCCUAACCGAAGCCGAGUGGAGGCGCGCAUACUCCGUUCUGGGUUUCAUCGCACAUGCCUACAUCUGGGGAGGAGAUUCCCCUGCCGACAUCGUCCCCCCGUCCAUAUCCAUUCCUUUCCUCAGCACAUGCCAGCACCUCGAGUUACCGUCCGUGGCCACCUAUGCCGGCGUCGUGCUAUGGAACUGGCGUCCCCUGUUCACCUCGGAGCCAAUUGAUUCGCUGAACAACCUCUCGACCUUGAUGACCUUUACUGGAUCCCUAGACGAGUCAUGGUUCUACCUCGUCUCCGUGGCCAUGGAAGCCAAAGCCGGGCCCACGAUCCCGCUCAUGAUCGAAGCCAUUGCCGCAGCGAGACACAACGACUCCAAAACGGUGACACAGUGCCUGCAGACCUUUGCAGAGACGCUCGAUGAACUCGGCACCAUCCUCGAGCAGAUGUACGAAAACUGCGACCCCCAUGUCUUCUACCACCGCAUCCGCCCCUUCCUCGCUGGAGGGAAGAACAUGGGCGCCGCCGGUCUACCGAACGGCGUCAAGUUCGACGACGGCAGCGGUAAUGCGCCGUACGUACAGUACAGCGGCGGCAGUAACGCGCAGUCUUCGGCGAUCCAAUUCUUCGACAUCGUCCUGGGCGUCGAGCACCGUCCGACGGGCGAGAAGCGGACCGACGCUGCGUCCGACUCGGAAGGCUCCGUGCAACCCCCCGCGCACAACUUCAUCCUCGAGAUGCGCAAGUACAUGCCGGGUCCGCACCGCCGGUUUUUAGAGCAUGUGGAGGGCGUGGCCAACAUCCGCGAGUACGUCGCGAAGAAUCGGAACAACAGGGCGCUCGUGACGGCAUUCGACGCCGCGCUCGCCAUGCUGCGCGCGCUGAGGGACAAGCACCUGCGCAUGGUGAGUCGCUACAUCAUCGUCAAGUCGCGCGAGAGCAGCAGCAGUUCGCGGGCUUCGGCGUCGGCGGCGGCGUCGGCGGCGAAUGCCCAGCGCAUCAACAUCGCAAACACGCUUUCACGCGUCGAUAGCAAGAAGUUGCGCGGGACGGGCGGGACGGCGCUCAUCGCCUUCCUCAAGCAGGCGAGGGACGAGACGGGCGAGCCUGCGAUUGAUGCGUGGGCGAGGCGGUUGUUGAAUAAUGGGCCGGCGGACCUGAGGGAGGGCGUGUAUGGUGUUGGCAAGGAGGAUGGGCCGGUGGGCGGCGGCGGCGGCGGCGUGGCAAGGUUGGGCAAGAUGAGCGAGCAUUUGGAUGGUGAGGUGGAGAUUGUGGGGUUGGCGGGGACGUGGAGUGUGGAUGAUAGUGAGGGUGGGGUGAGUUACUCUUUUAUUUUUGUAUUCUUCGUGUGGUUGUUUGUGUGUGAGGAGCAUGUGCUAACUGGCGUUGCAGAUUUGCCAUUGGUAGGACGGAUGUUUGGGAGGUGUCUGCGCUGGACGGAGUAUGGAGUUUGGAGUCUGGAGUACGGGGGAUUUUUUGAUUGCGCAAGACGAUGA